Molecule: messenger RNA, 5964 nt
Organism: Xyrauchen texanus (razorback sucker)
Lineage: Eukaryota; Metazoa; Chordata; Actinopteri; Cypriniformes; Catostomidae
Gene: siah2l
Product: seven in absentia homolog 2 (Drosophila)-like
Exons: 2
Coding region: 127-1116 (329 amino acids)
Biological process (GO): proteasome-mediated ubiquitin-dependent protein catabolic process; multicellular organism development
Cellular component (GO): cytoplasm
Molecular function (GO): ubiquitin protein ligase activity; ubiquitin conjugating enzyme binding; zinc ion binding
Source: RefSeq, a predicted model, not a curated record
UGUUGUAUCCGCGGGGGAUUGGAGAUCCUUCGCACGGAACGGAGUCUGGCUUCGGGAGUUCACGGCGGGGUUCUCGGGCUUGAGCUCGUCUGGAUUUUACAACAUUAUAGAUCUACACUCCUCGCUAUGAGCCGUCCGUCCUCUGCGGGUGGUGCGGCCGGAGGAUUCGGAGCUGGCAAAGCAGGAGGAAGUAAGCAUGGAGGCUCCGGAGGGACGACCGCCGCCGCGGCCGCAGUAGCAGCAGCAGCAGCAGCAGCAGCAGCCGCCUCCGCCGCGGGGGUAUCUGGCUCCGUCACGGGCUCCGGCUCGGUCCCUGCGGCCGCUGUAGCCCUUCCAGCCGCAGCGCUACCAGGACAAUCAGCCGAACUGACAGCGCUGUUUGAGUGCCCCGUGUGUUUCGACUAUGUGCUGCCUCCGAUAUUGCAGUGCCAGGCAGGGCAUCUGGUGUGUAAUCAGUGUCGCCAAAAGCUCAGCUGUUGCCCGACCUGUCGCGGCCCUCUGACACCGAGCAUAAGGAACUUGGCAAUGGAAAAAGUUGCAUCCACUCUGCCGUUUCCGUGUAAGUAUGUUUCGGCUGGAUGUCUUCUGUCCCUACAUCACACAGAGAAACCGGAGCAUGAAGAGGUGUGUGAGUUCCGCCCAUACACCUGCCCUUGUCCAGGAGCCUCUUGCAAGUGGCAGGGCUCCCUGGAGGCUGUCAUGCCACAUCUCAUGCAUGCCCACAAAUCCAUUACCACCUUACAGGGGGAGGACAUUGUCUUUCUGGCUACAGACAUUAACCUGCCUGGGGCUGUGGACUGGGUCAUGAUGCAGUCGUGUUUUGGCCACCACUUCAUGCUGGUUUUGGAGAAGCAAGAGAAAUACGAGGGACACCAGCAGUUCUUUGCCAUCGUGCUGCUCAUUGGCACACGAAAGCAAGCUGAGAACUUUGCCUACCGCCUCGAGUUGAAUGGCAAUCGUAGACGGCUCACAUGGGAGGCAACACCGCGCUCAAUCCACGAUGGUGUUGCUGCGGCCAUCAUGAACAGUGACUGUCUUGUAUUUGAUACCUCUAUUGCCCAUCUGUUUGCCGACAACGGCAACCUGGGUAUCAACGUCACCAUCUCCAUGUGCUGAGGUGGCAGCAUAAGCCAGAGAGACGGCUUUUCCCAAUGGUGGAAAACCUGGAAAACUGCUGCUCCCUUUCAGACAGGAGAGUCUGAAGGCAACGAGUGGGAUAUGUAUACAUUUGUGUAUAUUUCUGUUCAAGACUCAUCCGCUCAAACGGCCCACACUGAUGUUUCACUUGUAGGUUAGUUUGCUAGACGAAUGACAGAGAUUCUUCUCGAGAUAAAGAGGGGUUCGAGUGUGCAGGUGUUGGCAAUCAGUUGAAGGCAUUGGUGAGAUUUUCUCUUGCACGGCCCAAGCAUACAAAGACCUCAACAUUCUCAACCAGUCGGACUACGCCCACAGUAGAGUCUGGGUAUGGAUGACCCUGUUUAGUAUCUGGGAUGACCUUUGUCAAGCCCAAAAUCCACAGGAACUUGUAAUCAGCUGGCAUAUCUUCACAAAAAUGAAAAUCAUUUGAUCAUCCGGGCCUUGGGCCAAAGUCUAGACAUGAAAGCGGAACAUUUGCCUCAGAAGCUUACAAAACCUAUGAGUACAAAAAUGCAUUGACUGCUUUGGUUUUUCCCUGGAAUAUCAAAUGGAACUUUGACUAUUGUAAAUGGCAAUGUAAAUGGUAAUAUUUUUUAAAUGUCUUGAUGAAUUAGAUAGCCCAGUGCUGAGUGUGCAUGGUGGAAAUAAAAUUCACUUACAAAAAAAAAGACUGCAUAUCCACCAUGUUUGUGAGGUAAAAAUCGGACCUCUUCACCAUGCUUCUUUUGAAUCAUUUUACUCUGCCUGUCCUUACUGUUGCAAGACAAUUUGUGAAUGAGGUUCUUUGUUGAAACUGAUUAAGAGUGGGGCUGCUUAAGUUUUUGAUUUAUUGAAUAAUCUUGAGUUGAUCAUCAGCUACAAAAUUAGUGACAGAUUUAGUGACAGAACUACAGCCAACCUUUUAGACAUUCAAAUACUCUUGAUCUUUUGCCACAUCUCAAAUUUAGUUAUUUGUAUUUGAGACUCGUUUCAAACUUGUUUCUCACCACCUUGGAUUUUUUCUAUGCAUAUGAGCCUGUGCAGAAUCACAAACAGUCAACUAUCCUUAUUGGUGCAGUUGACCACAUAAUACUGGUUUUGUUGUCACUAGCUGGGUUUCCAUCACAUUUUAAAGCGCAUUUCUAAAAAUACAACUAAAUAAAAUACUCUCUGAAAAUAAAUUGUUGCACAUUUCCAUCCACUACGUAAUGUGCACUAUUAUGAGGGAGCCUUAUACGCAAUUACAAAAUUGGCUUAAAAAUAGUUAGAAGGAAAUCCAGCUAUUAUGUUUACAUGCACAGCCAUACUCUGACAGCUAUAAAAAAAAAAAAUCAACAACAACAGAAGAAACCCAUCUUUACAGGAGAUUUGAAAUCAUUGGUUUAUUCUUUGCUUUUGACGUCAACAACACUUGCACACAUUGGAUAAGCUGAAAAGAACUCCAGUAAUGGUGUUUCAAUGCAAAAUCAGGGAAUUAGGCAAAAAUCUACAGAAAUGCCAUUAAAGGAUCACGUUUACAGGAACACGUUACAGGACCACUUUGUCAGCUUAUUUGGCAUAAUCCGUGUAAGGUUGUGCAUGUAAAAACGUUCAUUGUAUUUUAAUUUGUCUUAUAUUUGAACCAAGAAGACGCAAACGUUUUGUAAAUAUAUACGAUACACAAAUCUAGUUUUUUUUUUUAUAUAUAUAUAUAUAUUUGUUGUUAUUGUUAUGUCUCUAAUAUGAGUCAUUUAGUCUAGGUUGAAGUUGUUAACUCCAGUUCUUUUUAAAAAUCCAGCAAGGUAUGAGCGAAUAUUUAAGUGCCCCUUUGGUCAGAAAACCCACAAUGCCUUACUUGUAUAAAAACUCAUUAUUUUAGGGUCUGCCUUCUUUAAGGACUCCGACUCAAUUUCAGGUCACUAUGAUUCAAACCUCCAGUGUCUUGAAAGUACUGGAAGAGAGACACAUGCUGGUUUUAUGGGCUUGAAAGUCACUGGUCAUCCUACUUUGGCCCCAAAACCAGCUUCGGUAACAGUUACACUGAACCCAGCCUCUAAUCAUAUACCUCUACGAUUUUGGAGAUGUCUGUACGAGAACUGCAUUGAUCUCCGUGAAUGCGGGUGGUUCCAUUAAGACCUUUUCUUUAUCUCUCUGCUUCAUUCUCUAUUUAAAGUAAUUUAAACAUGUAAAUUAAAUGUUUUAUAAAUCUUUUGUAGAGGAAAUAUAUUCAGUUUUUUUAUGAAUUUGUCCAUUAUAGACCUACAGGAAGAGAUGAAAGCACUGAGCUCAUGUCCGACUCUCGUUCCCCAUGCUUGUGCGCUGGACAUGCAGUUGUCAUGGCAACUAAAUAUGCUAAUUAGAAAUCUAGCUAAUUCAUUCCUAGAAAAAAAUUAUUGUACAUUUUUGUCAUUCUCUAGAUAAACCUGAAAUCCUAUUUGCAGGCUCUGUAGAUAACGGAGAUCAAAGAUAUCAAUACAUUUUUCAAGGUACUUGGCUGACACAGAUGUUCCUCAAGAGAGCUGGAUAAAUGAUGCCAAAUAGUGUUAGAAACACUCCCAUCAUUAGAAAAUUUGGUAUAUAAAUGGCAAAUGUGUGUUGAACAGGAUGGAGUACUUGCAUGUGAAUCAUGAGCCCUGAAGGAAGCUCCAAACAUCGAAUGUGUGAAUGGUUUAGAAAGGUUUUCAACAAAAAAUUAUUUUGUAUACUCCCCAAACCAAUGCGACUUUCUUUCCUCCAUGGAAUAUAAAGAUGAAGUUUGGUUUGAAAGAACAUGAGAACGACACUUAAUUUUUGGUUGAAUUUGCCCAUUUAGGCUGAUCUAUUUGGAUUUUCAAAUAAAAUGAAUAUACAAUGAUACAUUAAUACAUAUUCAUGUUAUUAAUAGUUGUUGCCUGUUGCAAAUUGUUGUACCUCUAGAACAGAGACAAGACAUUUGAAGUCAAAAUAGACCACCAGCCAUCUGUCCCUCUCCCACAGCAUUUCAGACUCCAUUAAACCGAAGUGAACACAAAACUGAAUAAAUGCAUUUUAAUGAAGUGAGCAGGUGGUUCCCUGUGCUGUGUGCCAUGCCUUGCAAUCAAGCCAUCAGGAUCAAUAUGGAGUUCCACAUCCAAAUAAACUUGUGAAUAAACAAGUUCCGGCCAAGGACCAGAAUACUUAAUGUGUGUGGCAGUGAAAUGGCAAGCUUUAUCUAUGAUGCAGCUUUGAUGCUUCCUGUGCUGACCCAGUGAUGAUAAUUUCCAACCAUUAGUUUACAUAUUAAAAUAUAAGUGCCAGGUUAUUCCUUGUAUUAUGUUAGAGAACAAACUUUUAAUGUUGGAAAUUAUAUUAAAAGGGACUUAUAUUUUGUAAACGUGGGUUUUACAACAGCAUUUCACAUUCACUAUCCAGAUUCAAAAGCCUCAAUUGCAUUAUUGUACUGUAAUUUAUGACAGUUGGCCAUCUCAUCAAAAUCUUCUUUAAUAUUCUGUUUUUAGAUUACGAUUAUGAUUUAAUUUACCAUAAUGAGACAAGUGGAAAGUAAAUACUCAUUUUAAUAUUAUAAUACAUUGAGAGAGAGGAGUUGAAGAACAGUCACAAAUGUUAAAACUCUUCUUGAAUUAGUUUGGCAAAUACUGUGAUGGUGAAGACAAUUGGGCUCAGACCCAAAGAUAGCUUGCAAAAACAACAUUAAAUGAGCUAAAAAUGUCCACAACAACAGUGCUAGUUAAAGAGGACCGCUAAAUCCAAAGACCUAACAACGUUAUGGCUGCUGUUUAUAUUUUAUAUACUGGUAAUGUCCAAUUAAGAACUGCUGUAAACAUGUUUUUAUCUGUAUUUUUUGAUAGCUAAUUGAAAACGGGGUUUGUGAUGCAGUCUAGCGGAUAAGCAAUGCAAUGAGGGACGUCAGAUGAACAUGACCAGAUGGUGUACAUUAUAAAAGCUCAGUGCAAACAGACAUUUGACCCUUAACCUUCAGUAUUUUGUCUGUGAUGGAACAAAACCAAAUGGAGUCACAUCUUCAGUGCUCCUGGCCAGUUUGUUCAUAUUUGACAGGUUAUGAUUUGGACAGCUCACAGCCACUACAGGCUGUAACCAGUUACCAUUAGAACGUUAUUUUAGGCGAUUCGCUUUUUCCCCCACAGUAUCAAGAGAAAACUGGAGAAAAGCCCUGACUCAGUAAACCUAUGCAGUCACAUUUUAGCUAACUGUAAAUUGUUUCACUGCUGAAAGCAAUUAUUUUGAACAUGAAAAAAAUGUUUUUAGUAUACUAGAUUUUUCAUAUUCAUAGCCCAGGCUAAACACAUUUAGUGAAAUGAAUGCCGUUUUAUUAACAAAUGAGGUUUCCAAAUCCCAUUAUUCACCACACCCAUAUUUUUUGGCCAUUUUCUCCAUCUUAAUUGUUAAUCUUGAUGUGUAUAACUAAUGAAUUCUGGGUGUUUGUUUAUUCAGAGUACAUCUGUGUAGUUGAGAUUCGUCUUCUCUCGCUAGUUUAUUCAAAUCUGUUAAUAUGGCUCUAGAGAUUAUUUGAAAUAUUAGCGAUGGAGAAAUGCUGUUGUUUCCUGUUGAGCAGGUAUAAAUGGGUAAUGUGCACAUCUGUUUAGUCCAAUGUAAUAAUUUUUUUUUCUUCUACUGAACACCUGUCCUUAACUAAAUGUCUUUUACUAGUUUUACAACCGAAAUCUGUAAUGGUUGGUUCCUUUGAGAGCAUCAUUUUGAUUUUGGAAAAACGUUUUCAGUUGUCACUGUUCAUCAGCAUACUUUUUGGUCUUUGUACCUUAUAAAUGCAAAUAAAAUGUAUUUAUUUGUCAAACAGGUGUACGUAAAGUGUCAAGCACAAAUUCUAAACAUUUAUUUACAUUUUCGGAGGUACACUUGAAGAAAAUAAAA